This is a messenger RNA of Besnoitia besnoiti, 1251 nucleotides long. RefSeq names its product josephin protein. The transcript is spliced from 9 exons. Gene Ontology annotation, molecular function: protein binding; cysteine-type deubiquitinase activity. Gene Ontology annotation, biological process: protein deubiquitination. Bases 1 to 1251 code for a protein of 416 amino acids. The record is from RefSeq and is a predicted model, not a curated record. NCBI's taxonomy places the organism in Eukaryota, Apicomplexa, Conoidasida, Eucoccidiorida, Sarcocystidae. Gene Ontology annotation, cellular component: nucleus.
AUGACUGCCGUCCGCCCGCGGGCCUCUGGCGGAGGCGUCGUCUACUGGGAGAAGCAGGGCGCGAAUCGCAUGUGCGCGCUGCAUUGCAUCAACUCGCUGCUCCAAGGCCCUGUCUACAACGAGACGGAGAUGUGCAAAAUCGGCCACGAGUUCGAUCGCCGCGAGCGCCAGCUGAUGGCGGAGGGUGCGGACGCCUCGGCCUACAACGACUUCUUCGAGGGCGAGUCUGGAAACGUCGCGCAUGACGGAUUCUUCAACGUCUCCGUCUUGAUGGAGUGCCUGCGGAGGCAGCACAUUCAGUGCCUCUCCACGUCGAAACCCGAAGUCCGCGAAGUCCUCGCUAACCCUGGAAGGGAGGAAGGUUUCAUCUUCAACCUCAACGAACACUGGUUCACGAUUCGCAAAGUUGAGGGCACUUGGUACAACUUGGACAGCCUGAAGCCCAGCCCCGUGGCGGUGUCCCCGGAGCAGCUGAAAAAUCUUUUGACUUCGCUGACUCUUCAGGGCUACGUUUCCUUCGUUGCGCGGCGAGACGUCGGACCCCUGCCUUCGCCGCAACCCCAACAGGUGCAGAUGCAUCAGUUCUACUUGACAAGGCGCGACAUGGAGGCGUUGCAGGCUCAGGCGAGAGCGAAGGAAGCUGAGGACGCGAAGAAAGCCGCGGCGCAUGCAGACGACAGCGACUCAGGGCGUUCGUUUCUCGCGUGGGCGCCGCGCGGCAAGCGCGAUGAGCACACCUGGCCUUCUGAAGGCGGCUACCGCUUGGACGCGCCCAACGGGAGCGCGGCGGCGGCUCCGGCGGCCGCUCAGAGCAGCCCGGAGCCCAGCGGCAUCGGCGGCGACUUCGGCGAUCUCGACGACGAUCCUGAGCUGCGCGAGGCCCUGCGGCUGUCGCUCGAAACGUACAAGCAGGAAAUGCAGGCGCCCCCGGAGGAGCCCCCCGAGGACGCUCAGGAUAUCUGUACCCUCGUGAUUCGACUGCGAAACGGCGAAAGAGUCACUCGCCGCUUCCGCAAGGCAGACACGAUGGAGCACGUCUUCCAGUGGGCGGAGUACGAGGCCUCGCGGCGGAGCCCGACGCCUGGCGCGUCCUGCGUGCUUGUUCAGACGGUGCCUCGGAGGAAAUUCUGUAAACUGAGCGGCCAGAUCUCUCUCUGCGAAGCGGAUGCCGAGGGCGUUUCGGUCAAGGGCCGCGAUCUGCAGGACUUGGGCUUCCAGCGACGCGAGCAGCUCAUGAUGAUGCAGCUGUAA